UCUCGGCCGCCGAGCUCCGGCUGCGGCAGCCCGGGGGUGAGCAGCGGCGGCGGGAUGGACUGGCAGGUGCUGACCCGGGAGCUGUCCCUCUACCUGGAGAGCCAGGUCCGCGUGGGGCUCUUCGGCUCCGGCGUGGGCUUGUCGCUGGUGCUGGGCUUCGGCGUCGCCUACGCCUGCUACUACCUCAGCAGCAUCGCCAAGAAACCCCAGCUGGUGGCCAGCAACAAACGUUUCUGCCGCUUUCUCGAGGAAUAUUGCCCUGUUGUGACAGAAACUUACUAUCCCACGAUUUGGUGCUGGGAAGGUCGGGUGCAGACACUCCUGCGGCCCUUUAUCACUUCUAGACCCCAAGUACAGUACAGAAAUGAGCUCAUUAGAACAGCAGAUGGAGGACAGAUUUCGUUGGAUUGGUUUGAUAAUAAUGACAGCUUAUAUUAUCCGGAUGCCAGCACAAGACCUACUGUCCUGUUAUUGCCUGGUCUGACAGGAACGAGCAAGGAAUCCUACAUUCUUCAUAUGAUCCAUCAGAGUGAAACACUGGGAUAUAGAUGCGUGGUUUUUAACAAUCGUGGAAUUGCUGGUGAGGAUCUUUUGACACCAAGGACUUACUGUGCAGCUAACACAGAGGAUUUAGAGGCAGUUAUUCAUCACAUACACAGCUUGCACCCCUCAGCUCCGUUCAUGGCAGCCGGUGUUUCUAUGGGAGGCAUGCUUCUUUUAAAUUACCUGGGCAAAACUGGCAGAGACACUCCUUUAAUGGCAGCUGCAAUUUUCUCUGCGGGUUGGAAUGUUUUUGAGUCUGUAGAGUCUCUGGAGAAGCCACUAAACUGGCUUCUUUUCAACUAUUACUUGACUACUUGUCUACAAUCCUCCAUCAGCAGGCAUCGACAAAUGUUGGAAAAAUUAUUUGACAUGGAUCUCGUGAUGAAGGCUAGAACUGUUAGAGAAUUUGAUAAACAGUUCACUUCAGUCAUGUUUGGCUACCGUACAAUUGAUGAUUACUAUGAAGACGCUAGCCCAUGUCGCAAGCUGAAGUCAGUAGGAAUUCCAGUGUUAUGUCUGAACUCUGUGGAUGAUGUGUUCUCACCGGGUCAUGCUAUACCAGUAGAAACUGCCAAACAAAACGCAAACGUUGCUUUGGUUCUGACUUCUUGCGGAGGCCACAUUGGUUUUCUGGAAGGAAUAUGGCCAAGGAAGUGCACUUACAUGGACAGAGUCUUCAAGCAGUUCGUGCAAGCUGUGUUUGAGCAUGGAAACAAAAUCUUUAGCAUGUAGCUUUGGACCACUACUGUAGCACAGUGGCACAUUCUGACAAGGGCAGUUAAGCUUAAUGCACAAAUUUUAACUACUGUAAGCCAGCAAAUGGAUGAAGUCCAUUAGUACAUGCAAAAAUAUUUUUUGCCUAAGAUUUUGUAGCAAGAAACUAAAUAUUAUGUUGUCACUUUUGUAUUUAUUUUUAAUAUGCCUUACUAAGAAUGACCUUAAAUGAAACAGCAUUCUGCAUACAUCAAAUUGCACUUAACCAAAACCAUCAAGUAAAUAGAUUGUAAUUCCUCAGGAUUUUAAUUUAAACUACUAUAUAUUUAGGAGACUUAAUGUAGAUGGCUUUUAAUAUCAGAAUGGCAACACUCAAAAUAGCAUUUAUUAUCUUGUCACACAUAGUUAAAGUUGAUAUAUUCCUUAGGUGAAAAUCUUAAAAUAUGGAAACAAAAGGAAGGAACACGAAGAAGCACUGGUUCUUCAAAUAGGUCUAAAUUGCAGCAUACUAUUCCGUAGCAUUAGACUGAUCUGCUUUUGCUGUUUUACCCUGAGAGUGUCCAGAUUUAGGGCCAGUUACUGUUUUUUAAACGAUGUCAAUGCCAUUUUCAUUUUACAUGAUUUUUUAAACAGUUUAUUUAUAGUGUUUACAUAUAACCAAAAGAUUCCUUUAAAACAGUACUGUAAUAACUUAUGUAAUUGAAAGACAUUUUGCAUUUCAAUGUUUGUGUAUAGCCGGGUGUUACCAUAUAUGUAAUACAUACUUCAUAUAACUGGUAAUUUCAAUUAUUCUGUCUGUUUAUAUUACCCUGCGAGAACAUUUCAGUUUUAAAGAAUAAACAUUAGAGCAUUAGGAAACUAUCAUAAAGUUUGUUUUAAAUUAAAAAAAAAAAUCUGAACCCAUUGCCUCUGCUAUUGUUUCAGAUAAUUUCUAAAACGGGUGUAGCAAACUGUUUAAAGAAAGGUGGGAGCUGGGGGGUGGUCUCUCUGGUUUGCUGUUUGAUCCUUUGUCAGCACUUCGGCAAGAGGCUGUGACAUCAGCGUUCUCCUCAGCCCUGCAGCAGAGCGAGAGCUAAAGCGGGUCCCUGAGGAAAAAGGACAGUUAGACGCAUUUUGAAACUGCUGGGAAGUCCUAAUUUAGGGCACGUUGAAAUUAAAUCUUUUAACCAGCUUCCGUGGAGAUCCCCUCUCAUUCUACUGUCUGAUUUGGGCCUAGCCACACAAGAUCAGGCAGUAAAAGUGCAAAGGCGUCUUCAUUUUUAUGUUUUGAGCAGGGUCAGAACCACAAGAAAACGUGGAUAAAAAGGCAAGUCAGGUCUUCUGUCACAAGCAGUAUGUGAACAGUCCUCUUGCGAGGCAUGUUUCCUAGUAACAGCAAAGGCAAAGGAAGAACAAAAAUACUUUUUGUCGUUAGAAGAAGAAGAAAUCAGGACGUGCUAUAGGAAAGCUAGUUUUGUAAGGUGGAGGGUUAAAUUAAAAAUCAGAAAGUGCUUUUAGGUUUUGACUUCUUAGGGCAAGGCAUUGGUCCUUGUGCAAAUAAUAAAAUCUAACUUCUUCCCUGAUAAGGAAAACGAGAAAAUUGACUUGUAAAAGUGAAACAAAAUUUUGUGCAUGUUGCUACAACAGAUGAAAUCAGCAUAUUAGUAGGGUGCCUUAUUCAUCCUUACAUUCAUUUCCAUUACAAAAGUUAUGUUCCUACAAAAACAGCGAGCAAUAAACUGUGUAUUGUGUAUUAUAUUUGUAAGAUCGUUCAGGUGCAGUAUGUUCAAAACUCAACAUCAACUAUUAAUAAAAAAUAAAACCACUUAUAUUAAAAACACACCUUACCAUUUAAAUAAAAGUAACGUGGCAGAAUUUGUGUCUCUUUGCACUGUCUUAUUUCAUUUAGGUCCAAUCCCGUGUAGAGAUCCACAUGGGACAUUUCUCUUUAAAUCUACAUUUAUAAAUGCCUAUAAAGAUGUUUGUUUAAAGGUGCGUGUCCCCCACCCCCAGUGUACAGUGCUUUUGCUUACAACCUGUUAGGGAAAAUGCAUUGUUCAAAGUGACAAAAAUCAGAUUUACAAGGGCCAUCUUCAAGCUUUUGUGGUCAGAUUUUCUGAAACAUGAAGUGUAGACACCUCAGUUCUUGCAGGAGACACAACAAGAAGUAAGAAGUGCUAGAAGCACUUCUGCUAUGUAAUAUCUUUAGACCUUGUACACUGAGCUUCGCUAGUAAGCCAAAACGCUGAGCCCAGAAUGUGCCCUCUGUUCAGAAGAGUGAAUUCAUCGGGUCCUUGGCUUUUCAUGGGGUCUGAGUAACCAGACAGCAACAGGGAUACAAAGUGCUGGAGACGGGAGAACGCUGUUAGUAAACAAUGUACGCGUUGGUGGAAAGAUGGAGAAUGAAAUUCCAAGUCACAAAGGUUGCAGGCACCUCUUAAAGAAAAUUUUCCUCCUAGUUCAGAGUCGGGUCGUAGCUGAAGUUGGAAGGAACGUCUGGAGAUUGUCUAAUGCAAUCCCCCUGCUCGCAGCAGUGCAAAUUAUGUACUUGCUCCAAAACAUCCACCUCUUCUCAGCUUGCUCUUGGAGUCAACGCGAGGUACAGUUUAUACCUGUGAGGCCUUCAGUCACCCAGGAACCACAUUGGACCUAAGCUGACUUAGUAUCAGAACACAAAGACCAAGAUUUUAAUGUAUUAAGUACACUCUUGCCAAAUAGAUGUAGAAAAUCUGAAAAUUUAAAAUACAAUGGAAAGCGUGGUUCUUUGAAUGCAAAGAAACUAACCCGUGGCAUACAUCUCACACUGAACAAAGGGAGGAUCGAUGCUUUUUUUAGAAACCAGGGCACGCAGCGGUGCAUUUUACAAGACUUAACCGGAAUGGGCUGUGGAGAACAGUGCACGACUCUACAGGAGCUGGUGCGGAGAAAAUGGCAAGGCAGUGCUGGUGACUUGAGGCAGCUCUUCAAGGUCGUGCCAGUACGACAGCGAGUGUCAAGCUCCAGACAUCCACGUGCUGAUUGUCACAGAGUACAAUCACUGUGAACUAGACUGACCACGACAGGGGUUGGAAAAGAACUCAGUUUUCAAGAAUUAGACCCAGGAUGCGGUUCUGGAAGCUUCUCCUUACCUUCUCUCAGCUGCAAGUUACCUUUUCCAACUGAGAUCUAGCAGGCAAUUGUUUGAGCCCUUGAAGUCAACAAAAUGGAGCAAUUUCUUAAAGAUUCUUAAAUUCAACACGCGAGCAAUGUCAACACAUGUCCCAGUCCAGUCCAGUUUAUUCCAAUGCACCGUCACCCUGCGAAAAACGAGGAAACUCAUUCCCAGAGUCGCUGAGUUGCUGCCACACACCGGCACCCUUCAGCCUGCGUCACGUGCUGUUCUCACCCCAGGGUGCCAGCUGCUCAAAAAGAGCCUUAUAACACUCAAGGCAAUGAAAAGACAGAAGGAAGGUAUAAAAAAGCCCAAGUGAAUCCCCCUAGGGUCUUUCCACAUACCUCCAACAUGUAUGCUGGAUUUCCUCCCCAGGGUAGGUUAGCAACACUUCCUGCCAGCCAGGAAAGUUACAACAGCAGCCGAUCUGUUGUAGAAUAUCCCAGGCAUGUUUUUUGUUUUUAUAGUUGUUGUCUUGUUUUUAAUUCCAAGAGAAGAAAAAUCUGCCAAAUGCACCAGCAGCCACAAUGGGCAGCAGUUCUUCACUGGCGAAAUCAUAGAAUCACAGAAUGGUUUGGGGUGGAAGGGACCUUCAAGAUCACCCACUUCCAACCUCCCCGCCACGGGCAGGGACACCUCCCACCAGCCCAGGCUGCCCAAAGCCCCAUCCAGCCUGGCCUGGAGCACCUCCAGGGAUGGGGCAUCCACAGCUUCUCCGGGCAGCCUGUGCCAGUGCCUCACCACCCUCACAGUGAAGAAUUUCCUCCUGAUGCCUAAUCUAAAUCUCCCUUCUUGUAGUUUAAAACCAUUCCCCCUUGUCCUAUCAUUACCUGCCAAAGUAAAAAGUCACUCUUCAUCUUUUUUAUAAGCCCUAUUUAAAUAUUGUAAAGCUGCAAUUUGGUCUCCCUGGGGCCUUCUCCUCUUCAGGCCGAACAUCCCCAGCUCUCUCAGCCUUUCUUCAUAGGAGAGAAUACUCUUGCUCUGUGGGAUCCAAUUUUCCCGUCCCUUUUUUUCUGUUGGAGAUGCAAGAACCCAGCCCCUCCACUCCUCCUGGAUGGUACAGGGACUUUUUGAAUCUGCUGCAAGGAUGGAAGGAAGGGCCCUGUGCUGUCUCAGCUGCCCUUCAGGUCCAUUAAAGGAACGAUUAGAAGUUUUAGCCAUUAGAAAACCCCUAGUUCAAAUCAUCUUCACAUGUGGCCUUAGCUGAGCUGUCUGAAGUGUUCUUCCGAUGCCCAAGGAGUGCGUGCAGGGUUAAUUGCAGCUGUGAGGUUUAAGCAGCUACUGCCUCUGCCUCUGUCAGUGCCACUUGCUUGCUCAGAUGAGAUACCUGAUAACCAGCAGGGCAGGUCCAGGGUGUGUUAGCAUGUCAAAGGGGCUGCAAGACCUCUGUGCUGGCUGGGCUGCUGUGGUUGACCUUGGGAUCAAGAGCUCAAGCCUGCAGCCAUGCAGCCUGCCCUAGGGCUGCAGUUUCACCAGCAGCUGCGCCAGCGCUAACAGCUCCCUCCUGCCAAAAGCAGGCGGCUUGCUCUUCCUCCUCCCCUACCUUUUGUUAUCCCCGAUUCCAGUCAUAUGGCCUUCGGCCUUCAACUUUUUUGUUUUUUUGCCAGCUCAGCAAGUUAAAUUUCCAUGUCUAGCAGGGCAAGGUGCUAGAGAAAGGGUGGUGUGAGGUAAGGAGCUGGAGCCCACCACUGAGAGUGGGGAAAGAAAUUGGAGAAAACAGUGGGAGAGGCUUCCUGCUUUUGGUGACAGCUGUCACACAGGGUCACUGCAUCUCCUGAAGCUGUAGCCCAGUAGGGCACCCUCUACAAUUAGUGGGAUGAUCCAUGUAUCGGAUGAAUUACAGCUCCUGUAAAAAAGUGGCAUAACUUAGAAGCAAGUAUUUUUUCACUUAGCUGCAGUCAACAGGCGCUCCAUCAGUAUUACAGUUAAACUUGGUAAAUCAGGCUAAAUUAACAUUAAAUCCUUUUGGGGUUACACCUGUUCUAUCCAGAUACUCCACCUGGGCAACUGCAUGCAGUUCCUCCUUCCUCCCCCAAGUCCCCGAGUCCUACAGUAAAUCCAUGCCCGAGCGCUCCUGUUCACAAUCACCACAGCUUCUGAAGACAGCACAUUUCUGAAAAGUUUGUGAAGUUCACGCUCUUGCAGUUAAGAAAGUGACAUUUGCCAGCACGUUCACACUGAAAUCAGUGCUUCAAAAUGCUGCCACCUUGUGUGCAAAGUUGGAAGUUUACUCAUAUUCUAUACCACGACCCGCGAUUUUCCAAGUUUUUGGAGUUUAAUGCUUUACAAGAAUGCUUGCUUCUUUACAACAUCGCUGCUGUUCAGCAAAUUACUAUUCCAUGGAAGGA
This is a messenger RNA of Cygnus atratus (black swan), 6735 nucleotides long. It is a transcript of the gene ABHD3, whose product is annotated as abhydrolase domain containing 3, phospholipase. Gene Ontology annotation, biological process: medium-chain fatty acid biosynthetic process; medium-chain fatty acid catabolic process; phosphatidylcholine metabolic process. The record is from RefSeq and is a predicted model, not a curated record. NCBI's taxonomy places the organism in Eukaryota, Metazoa, Chordata, Aves, Anseriformes, Anatidae. The transcript has 9 exons. Gene Ontology annotation, molecular function: glycerophospholipid phospholipase A1 activity; acetylesterase activity; A2-type glycerophospholipase activity. Bases 55 to 1275 code for a protein of 406 amino acids.